AUGUCCAGACCAUACGGCGCUGGCGCCUCAUCCAACCACAGCCCGCCGUCGAGCACAUCCACCAGCAUCGGCGCAGGCACCUCCAACCAGCACGACCAACUUCUCAAAGGUCGUGCCGAAUCGACAUCCAAUACCGCAAAAUACCAGCUUGCGGCCAGUGCCAUGACCGAAGAAGAAGAUGACUACCUCCACUCGAUCGACACCAAGUGGGACAAGUCGUCGCACGGCUGGAACUUGCGCGGUUUCCUCAAUGUUCUCACUCUCGUCCUUCUCGCUCUUGGUCUCAUGAUGCUCUUCCUCGGAUACCCCGUGCUCAUCAAAAUUGAAGACAUGUACGACAACGACACAAAGGGCGCCUUUGGCAUCGGUGGUACCAACGGCUCCGGUCAGGUGCCCGCCCUCGACAUUGCCUCUCUCAUCGACGCUCACACUCCUCAGAGCGCCAUGAAGUGGACCAGCCAGUACGACAAGUCCUCCUACCACCUCGUUUUCAGUGACGAGUUUGAAGUAGAGGGAAGGACCUUCUGGCCCGGUGACGAUCCCUUUUGGGAGGCCGUCGAUCUUUGGUACGCUGGUACCGGCGAUUUCGAGUGGUACUCGCCCGAGGCCGUCAACACCACCGGCGGUGCCAUGGUGAUCUCUCUCGAAGAGCAUGAGACGCACAACAAAAACUUUCGCUCGGGCAUGGUCCAGUCGUGGAACAAGUUCUGCUUCCAGGGCGGCUACAUUGAAUUCAGCGUCAGCCUGCCCGGCUCUCCUAGCAGCACCGGAUACUGGCCUGCCGUAUGGCUCAUGGGCAAUCUCGGUCGCCCCGGCUACCUCGCCAGCACCGAAGGCACCUGGCCCUACUCGUACCAGGCCUGCGACACGGGUAUCUUGCCCAAUCAGACGUUCAUCAAUGGCACUGGUCCGCACGCUGCCCUUCACUCGACCGGGCAGUACGCUUACAAUGGCGAGCUCUCGUACCUUCCAGGCAUGCGCUACUCGUCGUGCACCUGUCCCGGCGAGGACCACCCGGGCCCAAAUAAUAACGUCGGCCGCUCGGCUCCCGAAAUCGAUAUUUUCGAAGUGCAGGUGCAGUCGCACAACGGCGCUCGCCACUCGUACGCUUCGCAGUCGUUGCAGGUGGCUCCCUUUGACGAUGCCUACGCCUGGGGCAACUCAUCCAGCCAGGCCACCAUCUACGACGACAGCAUCACCGAGUUCAACUCGUAUACGGGUGGUCAGAUCCAGGAGGCUGUCUCGUCGGUGACUCAGGUGCCUGACGCGGGCUUCCAGCUAUCGCAAAACCAGUACGUCAAGUACGGUGUCGAGUUCAGCCCCGAUUUCGACUACAACGGUAGCGGCACCAUGACGUGGUACGUCGAUGGCAAGCCGUCCUGGACCGUCAAUCCAACGGCGUUCCCUGCUCGUCCCGACUUGGAUAUCAGCCAGCGUAUCAUCCCCGUCGAGCCCAUGGCCAUUGUCAUGAACUUGGCCAUCUCGAGCGGUUUCCAGCCCGUCUACUUUAGCGGUGCCAACGCCAUCUCGUUCCCGGCCUUUAUGGCGAUCGACUACGUCCGUGUCUACCAGAAGGACGGUCAAGCGGACAGGGUCUCCUGUGACCCACCCGACCAUCCCACCGCUCACUUCAUUUCGACGCACGAGGACCUCUACAACAACAGAAAUUAUUCGUCUUUCCCACGAGACAAGUACACCUGGCCCCGCAACAAGUUGCAGGGCUGCUAG
Molecule: messenger RNA, 1728 nt
Organism: Sporisorium graminicola
Lineage: Eukaryota; Fungi; Basidiomycota; Ustilaginomycetes; Ustilaginales; Ustilaginaceae
Exons: 1
Coding region: 1-1728 (575 amino acids)
Biological process (GO): fungal-type cell wall organization; (1->6)-beta-D-glucan biosynthetic process
Cellular component (GO): endoplasmic reticulum membrane; plasma membrane
Molecular function (GO): glucosidase activity
Source: RefSeq, a predicted model, not a curated record